AUGGAAAUUGAUCGCGAUACGUAAGUGAAUUACAAAUAGUACGAAUGAUUUUCUAAUGUAAUGGAAAUUCAUACGAAAUAAGGGAACGAUGAAUUUUCUCUUUGCCCAGAUUUUUCGUUGCAUCGUAGAAAUAUCCUAACGAUAAAUUUUCCAUUCGUCUGGGAAGAUAUAAUCGAAAGUGACGGAUGACUUUUCGUAUCUGAAAUUCUUAUUUUAAAUCUACUAAUAUUUAACACAAAUAAAUAAUACAGAAGAAUAAAUGACAAAUUUCCCUUUUCUCUAGGAAUUUUCGCGUACCUCAACUAUCUGACGCCGAAGAGCAGAAAGGAAAUUCUCGAGUUGCUAGUUGGUGGAUUAAAACGGCUGGAAUAUCGAGGCUAUGACUCGGCAGAUACCAAUAUCGACUUUGAAUCGAAGGUAUACAGCCACGUGGGUAUCGCACAUACUCGUUGGGCGACUCAUGGUGUCCCAUCUGAAGUGAAUUCGCACCCCCAGAGGUCCGACAGCGAGCACGCCUUCGUUGUGGUGCACAAUGGUAUCGUGACAAACUACAAGGAAGUGAAGACGUUGCUUCAGCAAAGAGGCUACAGUUUCGAGAGUGAAACCGACACGGAAGUAAUUGCCAAGCUGAUCCAUCAUCUCUGGGUACAACAUCCGGCUUACUCGUUCCGCGAGCUGGUCGAGCAAGUUGUUCAACAACUGGAAGGUGCGUUUGCACUGUGCUUCAAGAGCAAAUAUUUCCCGGCUGAAUGCGUGGCGACGAGAAGAGGAUCGCCGUUGCUCGUCGGUAUUAAGACAAAAACGAGAUUGGCCACCGAUCACGUGCCCAUCCUGUACGGAAAAGAUCAUCGUCCGCAUGGUCGCACUGAGCUUCCAGUUAUGCCACGUAGCGAGAGUACUUCCGAGUUUCAGCCGUUGGAGGACAAGGAAGUGGAAUAUUUCUUUGCAUCUGACGCGAGUUCUGUGAUCGAACACACGAAUCGUGUCAUAUUUUUGGAGGACGAUGACGUAGCUGCAGUGAAAGAAGGUGCUCUCAGCAUCCAUCGACUCCGUCGAUGCAUGGACGAUCCCCAUGCAAGAGAAAUCACAACUCUGAAGAUGGAGAUCCAAGAGAUCAUGAAGGGUAACUACGAAUAUUUCAUGCAGAAGGAGAUCUUUGAGCAGCCUGAGUCCGUGGUGAAUACCAUGAGAGGUCGUUUGAACUUCAGAGACAACUCUGAUUAUAUUCCUGAGAUCAAGAGGUGUAGACGUUUGAUGCUGAUUGGUUGUGGAACGAGCUACCACUCUGCCAUUGCUACCAGACAACUUUUGGAAGAAUUAACCGAACUGCCAGUUAUGGUCGAAUUGGCAUCUGAUUUCUUGGACAGGAACACGCCAGUGUUUAGAGAUGACGUUUGUUUCUUUAUCUCGCAGUCUGGUGAGACAGCAGACACGUUGAUGGCUCUGCGUUAUUGCAAAGGACGUGGAGCUCUAAUCGUUGGCAUCACCAACACCGUGGGAAGUAGUAUCUGUCGUGAAUCACACUGUGGCGUUCACAUAAACGCCGGUCCCGAGAUUGGUGUUGCGAGCACCAAGGCCUACACCUCCCAGUUCAUUUCUCUCGUUAUGUUUGCUUUAGUUAUGAGCGAGGACAGAAUCUCUCUUGGUAGUCGGCGUCAAGAGAUUAUCGAAGGGUUGAAGAAUCUGGAUAAUCUCAUUCGCCAAGUUCUUCAACUUGACGACAAAGUCAAAGAACUGGCCAAGUCUCUAUUUCAACAUAAAUCUCUGUUGAUCAUGGGUAGAGGGUAUAACUUCGCUACGUGUAUGGAAGGAGCUCUGAAAGUUAAAGAAUUGACGUAUAUGCAUAGCGAAGGUAUUAUGGCAGGUGAGUUGAAACACGGCCCACUGGCGCUCGUCGAUGAUUCGAUGCCAGUGAUAAUGAUCGUCAUGAGGGAUCCAGUCUACGUGAAAUGCAUGAACGCUCUACAACAAGUUACAGCAAGAGACGGCAAGCCGAUCGUUAUCUGCGAGGAAGGGGACGAAGAAACGAAAAUGUUCGCAGACCGAGUUCUUGAAGUGCCUAAAACAGUAGAUUGCCUUCAAGGAAUCCUUACAGUCAUUCCAAUGCAACUUCUAUCUUUCCAUAUCGCGGUACUUCGCGGAUGUAACGUCGAUUGUCCGAGAAAUCUGGCGAAAUCGGUCACGGUCGAAUAAAAAAAGGUCAACUACAAUCAUCUUCGGGACUUGGCCGAACGCAGCGUACAAUGCUCAGUUGUUCACUUGAAAUUCCAACGACUUACUGUGAGAAGAUGUCUAUUAGAACUACGUUUAUCUGCAGUAGGGACGAAGCACAGGAAGAAGCAAUUUUCAAAAUACGCCGUGAUAUUCUCGUGAUAACAUGAAAAUUAUCAUCGAUUAUAUUUAAUACGUUUCUAAGUACUUAGUAAUUGUAGGCUCGUGUUAGAAUACGAGUAGAAUAGAUGCAAUUUCUUAUGUAUGCUCGAGAACUGUAUUUAGCAUGUAUUACAAGUAUGUAUUUAGAAAAUACUUAGGUUAGCCAUUCGGACCAUCGUUAAUCUAUAUAUUUAAUCUUACAGUUUACUUUAGAGAAAGAAACUCAACGAAGACGUUCCUUACGUGGGAUUACAUUAAUCGAGCUCCCAAUGAUUCCAGUGCAUUUAACGGUUAUGCUCAUUCAUAUCAAUUGAUAAGAAACGAGUGGAAGAGAAACGCGACGCUUUUCAGAUCGUAGAUCAAUUGUGAUUUUAUCUCUUUAUGAUCAAGUAUAAGAUUAAGACUGCGAAGAAGAAAAAAAAUUGUUACUGUAUCGUGAGCUCUAUCAUGUUUACAUGUGAUUACCCUGGAAAGUGUUCGUAUGCGUGUGGGAUGUGUGUAUCACGUAGAUCUCAAUCGAGAUGGAAAGAAGCAAUUGUAAUGGAUAUUAGAUAAUGGAUUAGAUAAUCGACAGAAAUACAAAACACAUUUAUGAAUACGAUUAUCGCCAUGAUUAUCGCUCCAUGGUGUUUAUUGUAUACUUUCGGAAAUUUGUAUUUUGUACAGUAUUUAAGGGAGAUAUUGGAAAUUUGAUACUUUCCCUUCAAGUUUUGCUAUGAAAGAUAUAUUGACAACUUAUAUGCGCGAAUUUUGUUACCGAUGUGAUAUAUACAUAUGCACGUUCAAGCGGAAACAAAAUUGUUGUACAAAGACGGAUUUUUCUAAAUGAUAAUUUUUAAGAUUUAUACGGUAGCCUUAUAUUUCUGCUGUUGAAAGUUUUCUAUUUGUCGGACUCAAUAUAAUCAAGGAGUAAAUUUUUAUAUGGAUUAGUCGAGGUGUUGGAAACGCGAACGUUUAUAAUUUUGCCUAUAAAGUCGUAUGUAAUACCUUCCGCAAUAUAUAUCUA
Messenger RNA from Heterotrigona itama, 3379 nucleotides. The record is from the annotation of a GenBank genome assembly. NCBI's taxonomy places the organism in Eukaryota, Metazoa, Arthropoda, Insecta, Hymenoptera, Apidae.